Podarcis lilfordi (Lilford's wall lizard) is the source of this 34217-nucleotide messenger RNA. The record is from the annotation of a GenBank genome assembly. Lineage: Eukaryota; Metazoa; Chordata; Lepidosauria; Squamata; Lacertidae.
AUGGGGGGCGCGCGGGACCGAGAGAUCCGCCGUGAGUGGGGCCGAGGGGGGGCCGGGGGGGUCUUCGCCCCCUCAUAAAAUAUUCGGGGGGCCCCCCAGGUUGAUGGGCAUGAGGGGGUGCGCCACGUCACGUGGUCGAUUAUGUGGGGCGGAGCUUAACUGAGGGAAACCCCCCCCCAUUUUAUUCAAGUUGGCCCCCCUGCCUGGAGGGGUUGGGGGAGGGGAGGAGUUACCUGAAGGGGGGAGGAGAUCUUCGCUCCCUCCGUCAUAAAAUAUUCGAGACCCCCCCACUUGAUGGGCAUGGGGGUGUGCCCUGUCAUGUGAUCAAUUACGCAGGGCAGGGCUUAACAGGAAUCCCCCCCCAACUGCCUGAAGGGGAGGGGGAGGGGCCAACUCAGGGGGCCGGGGGGGGUCUUCGCCCCCUCAUAAAAUAUUCGAGACCCCCCCACUUGAUGGGCAUGAGGGGGUGCGCCACGUCAUUUGAUCGAUUGUGCGGGGCGGGACUUAACUGAGGGGAAACCCCCCCCAUUUUAUUCAAGUUGGCCCCCCUGCCUGAAGGGGAGAGGGGGAGGGGCCAACUCAGGGGGCCCUUCGCCCCCCCAAUAAAAUAUUCAAGGACACCCCCCAAGUUUAUGGGCAUUUCCAUUUAAGUCGGGGGGGGGCACCGCGUCAUGCGAUUGAUUAUGUGGGGCGGGGUUUAACUAGAAACACCCCCCCAUUUUAUUCAAGUUGGCCCCCCUGCCUGGAGGGGUUGGGGGAGGGGAGGAGUUACCUGAAGGGGGGAGGAGGUCUUCGCCCCCCCCUCCUAAAAUACUUGAGACCCUGGGAAUGGGGUUGGGGGAGGGAAUGGGGGGGUGCGCCACGUCAUGUGAUCGAUUAUGUGGGGGGGGCUUAACUGGGAAACCCCCCAUUUUAGUUAGGUUUACUCACCUCUGCCGGGAGGGGUUGGGAGGGGGUUACCUGAAGGGGGAGGGGUUAGGGUUAGGGAGGGGCCAACUCAGGGGGCCUUCCCCCCCGUCAUAAAAUAUUCGAGACCCCCCAGUUGAUGGGCAUGGGGGUGUGCCCUGUCAUGUGAUCAAUUACGCAGGGCAGGGCUUAACAGGAAUCCCCCCCCAACUGCCUGAAGGGGUUGGGGGAGGGGGAGAGUUGCCUGAAGGGGAGAGGGGGAGGGGCCAACUCAGGGGGCCCUUUGCCCCCCCAAUAAAAUAUUCAAGGACACCUCCCAAGUUUAUGGGCAUUUCCAUUUAAGUCGGGGGGGGGACCGCGUCAUGCGAUUGAUUAGGUGGGGCGGGGUUUAACUAGAAACCCCCCCCCCAUUUUAUUCAAGUUGGCACACCUGCCUGGAGAGGUUGAGGGAGGGAGAGUGAUACCUGGGGGGAGGGGAGGGGAGGGUUACCUGCGGGGGGGGGGAGAAGUGGGAGCUUGCAUAAUAUAUUUAACUCAUUUUUAAGUCAGGGAGACCGCCUUAGCCCCCCCCCCCCUUCACCACCAUCACAGGGGGUAAACCAGGCAUGGGCAAACUCAUCGCUCCAGAUAUUUUGGGACUGCAGUUCCCAUCAUCCUUGACCACUGGUCCUGUUAGCUAGGCAUCAUGGGAGUUGUACAGUGGUGCCUCGCAAGACGAAAUUAAUCCGUUCCGCGAGUCUCUUCGUCUAGCGGUUUUUUCGUCUUGCGAAGCAACCCUAUUAGCGGUUUAGCGGAUUAGCGCUAUUAGCGGUUUAGCAGCUAUUAAAGGCUUAGUGGCUUAGCGGCUAAAAGGCUAUUAGCGGCUUAGCGGCUUAGAAAAAGGGGGGGAAAGCGAAAAAAAUCUCAAGACUCGCAAGACAUUUUCGUCUUGGGAAGCAAGCCCAUAGGGAAAUUCGUCCUGCGAAGCGCAACGAAAAACGGAGAACCCUUUCGUCUAGCGGGUUUUUCGUCUUGCGAGGCAUUCGUCUUGCAGGGCACCACUGUAGUCCCAAAACAUCUGGAGGGCCGAGCUUGCCUAUGCCUAGGGUAAACCAAGGGUUUAUCUGUUGUUGUUGUUGUUGUUGUUUAGUCGUUUAGUCGUGUCCGCCUCUUCCUGACCCCCUGGACCAGAGCACGCCAGGCCCUCCUGUCUUCCACUGCCUCCCGCAGUUUGGUCAAACUCAUGCUGGUAGCUUCAAGAACACUGUCCCACCAUCUCGUCCUCUGUCGUCCCCUUCUCCUUGUGCCCUCCAUCUUUCCCAACAUCAGGGUCUUUUCCAGGGAGUCCUCUCUUCUCAUGAGGUGGCCAAAGUCUUGGAGCCUCAGCUUCAGGAUCUGUCCUUCCAGUGAGCACUCAGGGCUUAUUUCCUUCAGAAUGGAUACGUUUGAUCUUCUUGCAGUCCAUGGGACUCUCAAGAGUCUCCUCCAGCACCAUGAAAACACCAUAAUGUGAAACUUUCAGAAAGUUAAGGCAACAGUAGGCCGGGGACAGAUUAAAACUGGCACCAGCUUUCUAAGCAUCUGGGAAGCCUUGUCUCGACAAAAAUAUUUUUAGCAGGUGCCAGAAAGACCAUCAUGAAAGCCUGGAGUCAAGAAGCAGGGAGUUCCAUAGAUGCUGCCUCACUAAAAGAGGACGUCCUUCUCAUGAAGUCUUGGAGCCUCAGCUUCAGGAUCUGUCCUUCCAGUGAGAACUCAGGGCUGAUUUCCUUCAGAAUGGAUACGUUUGAUCUUCUUGCAGUCCAUGGGACUCUCAAGAUUAAUAGUAAUAGUCAUUAUAAUCGACACAGUAAAUAUCCAUGUUUUCUAACCGGACGAGAUUAAUGGGUCUUCUGCUGCUGCUGUCCUUCAGAACUCCAGAAGGACAAGGAGAAAGCCCAGCGGAAGGGGGACCUGAAGGAGGAAGCAGCCCUCUGUAACCAGCUGGGAGGGAUCUUGGCUCGUCAUGGUGAGUGUCCUGUAAUAAUAAUAAUUAUUAUUAUUAUUUAUACCCCAGCUUACCCAAACAAAGCCGGGCUCAGGGCGGCUAACACCAAUAAAAUCACAGUAAAAACAUACUAGGGGAAAAAGGGGGGGGACCAAUUUAAAAUACAGGUUAAAAUGCAAUUUAAAAUGCAGCCUCAUUUUAAUAGUAGCCCAUAGAUCAAAACCAUCAGGGGAGGGAAACAUAAGGCUCAGACUGAGUCCAAAGGCCAGGCGGAACAGCUCUGUCUUGCAGGCCCUGCGGAAAGAUGUCAAGUCCCGCAGGGCCCUGCUCUCUUGUGACAGAGCGUUCCACCAAGUCCGGGCCAGUACUGAAAAGGCCCUGGCCCUAGUUGAGACCAACUUAACCGCCUUGUGACUUGGCACCUCCAGAAUGUUGUCAUUUGUGGACCUUAAGGUCCUCCGCGGGGCAUACCAGGAGAGGUGGUCCUGUAGGUACAUGGGUCCUAGGCUUCCAGAUCCAGGCGACUUUGAAAUAGCUUUAAACAGCUACUUUAAGUAGGUGGUGGUCCCUUAACCUGCUCAGUUGAGGCGCAGAAGACUCCCCGCGCUCAGUUGAGCAUGCCCCCAAGCUGCUCUGGCGCAUCUAGGGGAGAAAAGCACUGGUGAAAUGCGUUUUUCUCCCUCCACUCCCUUGGUGCAAUAGCAUGUGCAUGGCACUUGCUUUUUCUGCUGUCUAAGGUCCACUGCUGACCCUUCUUUCCUGGCAGGGCGCUUUGAGGAGGCGUUGGAGGAGCACCGGCAGGAGCUGCGUCUCUUGGAGAGUGUUGACGAUGCCAUCGGCUGUGCUGUGGCCCACCGGAAAAUUGGGGAGUGCCUGGCUGAGCUGGAGAGUUAUGAAGCUGCACUGAAGGUGCGAGGGCUGGAGGAGGCGGGAGUCCGGAGGGUAGAAGCUCUUUCCAGAGAUCACGGCUUUAAGCCCCCCGGUUUUGACAAAUAAAACCCCUUAAAGUGGUGCUUACUUCAAGAACUGCUUUGAAACUGUUAUUUAUAAUCCGUUCCGGAGCCCCGUUCGCAUCCAGAAGCAAACGUAACUAGUGACGGCAUGUCUGAGCACGAACACGUCGCAUUUCGCCGCUUCUGCGCAUGCAUGUGAUGUCAUUUUGAGUGUCUGCACAGGCGCGAGCGGCGAAACCCGGAAUUAACACACUCCGUUACUUCUGGAUUGCCGCGGAGCGCAACUCGAACGCACUCAACGUGAAGCAUAUCCAACCCGAGGUAUGACUGUACAGUCAUACCUCGGGUUACAGACGCUUCAGGUUGCAUUUUUUCGGGUUACGGAUUGCUGAAACCUGGAAGUACCAGAAAGGGUUACUUCCAGGUUUCGACGGUUGCACAUGCGCAGAAGCGCUGAAUUGCAUUUUGAGCUUGUGCAGAAGUGCCGAAUCGCAACCCACACGUGCGCAGACGUGCUGCUGCGGGUUGCAAACGCUGUGGGUUGCGAACGUGCAUCCCGCACGGAUCAUGUUCGCAACCCAAGUGUCCACUGUAGAUCCGAACAAAGGACACAAAUCAUAUAAACUUAUGUACGUACUUUGUGUUUUUAUACUGUGUUUUUAUAUUGUGAACUACCCUGAGAUUUACAGGUGAAGUUCAGUUUUAAAAAUUGAAGCCCCAAAUGAUUUUGCUCUACAGUCACAAGACAUCUCAUCUGUAUUUCACCACAGGGACCUUGCUAUUGAUAAGCCAUAAACCAUUGCAACAGUAAAUCAAUCCCUUUGCUGCGUUCCUUUGAGCUUCUUGCUUUCUGGAUGCAGGAUAGAGAGGAACGCAUGAGUGUGUGUAGCAAUUAAGCUACAGUACAAAGGUAACAUGAGCAUGAAUGACUCCAUCCACUUUGGCCUCUGGCCCUGCCCACCUAGCACGUGGCCCCCAGAAGGUUGUCUAGAAGGGAAUGUGGCCCUUUGCUGCUUUGGAGGUGGGGGCCUGGACCAGGAGACAGAAAAGCAGAAUUCUGAGGCCCUUCCAGUUCUCUUGUGGGACUGGGGAUGGAUGCUGCCGGGGGACCUGGCCUUGACCCUCCCCUCUGUGUUCCUCUCUCCAGCACCAGCGCCGCCACCUGGAUCUGGCCCGCUCCCUCUGCAACCCCAUUGAGCAGCAGAGGGCCUGGGCCACCAUUGGCCGCACGUACAUGUUCAUGGCGGAAAGUGACCCCUCGAGCGAGGCCCUGCAGGAGGCGGAGACGGCCUUCAUGAAGAGCCUGCAGGUGUUGGAGGAGAAGCUGGAAGGUACCUCUGGCGGAGGCGGGAAGGGAGCCGAGAGGGAGCUGCAGCCAGCAGCCUGGUCCUGAGACUCUCUGCUGAGAAUUCGGGCCUUGACAUUGCCUUGGCGGAUGCCGAAACAGCAUAUUCUGUGAGCUGAAUGGAGGGCCACCCUCUCGGCCCCUGGGAGGAGGAUUGUGUGUGGGUUGCAACCUGCAGGGGGUAACGGCAGGCUGCGUCCUUCUCACAGGGGACGUGCCACAGCGGGAGGCCAGCGAGAUGAGGGCGCGACUCUACCUGAACCUGGGCUUGGUCUACGACAGCCUGAAGAACCCGGCCAAGCAUGCCUACUACAUCAAAAAGAGCAUCUACAUCUCUGAGUAAGGGCUGGGCUGGGCCCUGUGGGGCUCUAGGGCUCUCCUCCUCCCCCUGACCUUUAUGUAGGGUCCUGUCAUGUGGUCGUUUUGCAGAGCCAUGCAACAUGUAGCUAAACUAUGGAACUUUUGCACUAUGGGUUGGAUGGCUUUAAAAGCAGUUAGUUGGUCCUUUACCUUUCUCACCCUGAUCUGGCCACUGUGAUCCACGCGACGGUCACCUCCAGGCUUGAUUAUUGUAACUCACUCUACACGGGGCUGCCCUUGAAGCUGACCCAGAAACUCCAGCGGGUGCAGAAUGCCGCGGCGAGGCUCCUUACGGGGUCCUUGCCGCAGGAUUACAUUCACCCAGUGCUUUACCAACUGCACUGGCUCCCAGUGGAGUACAGGGUCAGGUUUAAGGUGCUGGUUUUGACCUUUAAAGCCCUAUGCGGCCUAGGACUCUCGUACUUACGGGACCAGCUCUCCUGGUAUGUCCCACGGAGGACCUUAAGGUCCACAAAUGACAACAUUUUGGAGGUCCCAAGUCGCAAGGUGGUUAGAUUGGUUUCAACUAGGGCCAGGGCCUUUUCAGCACUGGCCCCAGCUUGGUGGAACGCUCUUGUCACAAGAAACUAGGGCCGUGUGGGACUUGACAUCUUUCCGCAGGGCCUGCAAGACAGAGCUGUUCUGCCUGGCCUUUGGUUUGGACUCACUCUGACCCUUAUGUUUCCCUCCCCUUAUGGUCUUGAUCUAUCGGCUACUUUUAAAAUGAGGCUGCUUUUUAAAUUGCAUUUUAACCUGUACAGUGGUACCUCGGGAAGGAUUUCAGGUUACAUACGCUUCAGGUUACAGACUCCGCUAACCCAGAAAUAGUACCUCGGGUUAAGAACUUUGCUUCAGGAUGAGAACAGAAAUUGUGCUCCGGCGGUGCAGCGGCAGCUGGAGGCCCCAUUAGCUAAAGUGGUGCUUCAGGUUAAGAACAGUUUCAGGUUAAGAAUGGACCUCCAGAACGAAUUAAGUUCUUAAGCCGAGGUACCACUGUAUUUUAAAUUGUUUUUUCCUCCCUCCCUCUCUUUUUCCCCUAUUAUGUUUUUACCGUGAUUUUAUUUUAUUGGUGUUAGCCACCCUGAACCCAGCUCUGGCCGGUGAGGGCGGGGUAUAAAUAAAUUUUAUUACUAUUAUUAUUAAAAGAGGAAUGGGCAAAUUUAUGGAGGAGAAAACUAUCAAGUCAGCUCUGCUUCUGAGCACCAGCUGCUGGCAGCCACAGGAGGGGAGAGGGGUCUUGAGUUCGAAUCUUGCCUGCAGGUUUCCCAAAGGCGUCCGGUUGGCCCAUGUGAGAGCAGGAUGCUGGACUAGAUGGGACUUUGGCCUGAUCCAUCAGGCUCUUUAUGUUCCUAAUGCUGGAUCGGGAACUCUCCCGGCUCUCAGUCGUAUGAUAUCUAUUGGACGCUCCGCUGCGCUCUGCCAGACAUCGGGCUGCAGGCUGCUGUCUGCAAGCCUUGGGAGUCCUAGCUAAGAGGAGUUGAACUGAUCGGCUGCACACUGGUAACCUCCCACCCGCCCCCGUCGGCACGUGUGCUGUGCUUUCGCUAUCUCCCCCUAUCAUGUGACCGUGCUGCCUGGGGCUGAUGGGAGCUGUAGUCCAAAGCAGCUGUCGGGCAGCUGUCAAAGGCUUCCUCUCCCUCCUCCCCUAGGCAGACUCAGCUGCACGAAGACCUCUACCGGGCCUACUUCAACCUGGGCAACAUCCACCUGCGGGAGGGAGAGCACUCGAAGGCCAUGCGCUGCCUGGAGAGGGCGCGGGAGUGCGCCUGCAAAAUGAAGGAGAAGUACAUGGAGAGCGAGUGUUGUGCGAGCAUUGCCCAGGUGAGGGGGGCAGAGGUGGGGCAGGCGCCUUUCCAGCUCCUCUGGCCUGGGGACGGGGACUGCGGUGGCCUGGGGACGGGGGUGCGUGUGAUGCCUGGGGAAGCGGCUGUGUGGAGCUUCUGCGCGUGAGAUGCUCCGACCUGGUUGAAUCGCAUCAGAUCCAUUCUCCAAAGAUGGUUCCCAUUGGGCUUCCGGUUUGUCUGCAAAGGAAAACAGUGACGCGGUGCGAGUCGUCCGUCUAAAAGAUGACCAUUACCAGGGUUUUUGAGUGGUGGGGGUGAGUGCCAGGGUUAGACAGGGUUCUGUGUGUGAGAUGCUCCUACCUGGUUGAAUCGCAUCAGAGCCAUUCUCCAAAGAUGGUUCCCAUUAAUUCUCAUGUUAGUGGGAUGAGGCGUCCCCAGUCUGCAUCUGACACCUUUUUGGAGUAGAGCUAUGCCCUCAAUCUCUUCUGUCUUGCAAGCACAGAAUCUCCUCCUCAACCUCUUCUCUCCUCCACCCUUCUAACAUGGGUUGUAAAUUCUUGGUGCACAAGCCACAUUGCUUAUGCCAGCAGUCAGCAAACUUUUUCAGCAGGGGGCCGGUCCACUGUCCCUCAGACCUUGUUGGGGGGCCAGACUAUAUUUUGAAAAAUAAUAAUAGUGAAUGAAUUCCUAUGCCCCCAAAAUAACCCAAAGAUGUAUUUUAAAUAAAAAAGCACAUUCUACUCAUGUAAAAACACCAGGCAGGCCCCACAAAUAACCUAGAGAUGCAUUUAAAUAAAAGGACACAUUCUACUCAUGUAAAAACACACUGAGAAGGCAAUUGGGCCAGAUCCGGCCCCCGGGCCUUAGUUUGCCUACCCAUGGCUUAUGUGUUCCAUUUUAUUAGUAUUAUUACGAAUUUAAUUUAUAUACUGCCCUAUACCCGGAGGUCUCAGGGUGGGUCAAAGUUAAAGUUAAAACUCAGGGUAGGACAAAGUCAAGUUAAAACUACAAAGAAACUAUUUCCUACUUGAGCAUGCAUAGUAGUCCAGAGUAAAUAAAAGAGGAAGCAAGGAGGAAUGCUUUUAGGAAACUCCAGAGGUCAUAAACAGGAGAGGAAGGAUGUAGUGAUCAAGUGGGAUUGCUAUGAGGAAUUAUAACAAAUAUGGAGUAAGCCAUUUGUGUCAGCAAUGAAAGCAUUGCGUUGACUGGGCUUAAGCCAUUUUGAUAUGAUUUUUGAUCAAUCCACGCCUCUGCAUCCCUGUCCUAUAUCUCUUGCUAGACAAAUCACGCACACAGGCCAGUUGCUGCAUCAGGUAUCCUAGGCCAUGAAAGAUAGGCAGUUUCUUUGAUAUACCCUUCCUUGAUUCUGUUAAUCUUAGGGCCUGGAAAUAGUUUCACAGGAAGGUGAUAAAGUUACCUAUCUCCUUGCCAUCCUUCCGUCCUCUCCUGUUUACGACCUCCGGAGUUUCCUAAAAGCAUUCCUCCUUGCUUCCUCUUUUAUUUACUCUGAAUUACCAGUACAUAUGCAUGCUCAAGUAGGAAAUUAGCUCUUUGUAGUUUGAAUCUUUAACUUUGUCCCCACGUGGGGUUUUUUGAAAUGCUCAGAGGAAAUCUGAUUGGUUCUUACGAACACUGUGUAAAAAGUUCUUUUGUGAAUAAAACGACCUGGGCCGGAGGGUGGAGAGGAAUUAUUAUUAUACGCACCCCUCCCAGAGUCUUGCUGGUCAAGCCUGUGUGUGUAUUUUAUCAGAGUCCAAUCCUUCCUUUGCUUUGGGAACAGCACAAAAGGAUGGGUAGUAUAAACAGGAGAGGAAGGAUGGGUAGUAUUUACCAUCUCCUUGUGAACUCUCUUCCUGGUCCUUAAGUUCUAUCUAAAGAUUAACAAACUACAUUAAAAUAGCCUAUUAACUUUAUGUACUGAGGAUGCCCGGUGAAGCAACUGGCCUGUGUUUAGAAUGCUUAUACAUGCCUGUCAGGCGUAGAAAAUGAACGGCAGAGAAAAUGGCCAGAGAUGCAGAGGCUUGUGGGAUUUGAUCAGAAAUUAUUGUCAAUGAAUCAAACCCAGUCAACACGACGCUUUCAUGGCGGACACAAUGGCUUGGUGCAUAUUUUAUAAUUCCUCAUAGUAAUCCCAUCUGAUCGUUACACUCCUGGGUGACCUCUCAAGAGGGAGCUCAGCCGCCCCCAGCAGCUUCCCCGCUUGACCCUCCGUCUUCCCCCACAGGUCCUGCUGAGCCUUGGGGACUUUGUGGCAGCCAAGCGCUCCCUGAAGAAAGCCUAUCGCCUGGGCUCCCAGCAGCCGCCGCAGCGGGAGAGCGUUUGCCGCAGCCUGCGCUACGGUGAGUGGCGACGCCGCUCCCUUGGGGGCUUCCCCUGGGCCCAGGCACCAGGGCACACAUGACCUCACAGCUCGUGGCUCUCUUUCUCUCUGGCAGCCACAAAGGUCAGCCGCCUGCAGCAGGAGCUGGAAGAAGCAGAGGCCGCCGGCAGCCUGCGAGAAGCCCUAGGGCUUUGCGAGCAGCUGGGCGACCUGUUCUCCAAGGCGGGGGAUUAUCGGCGGUCUCUGGAGGCCUACGAGAAGCAGGUGAGGCACCUCCUGGGGCUAAAGGUGGCCUUGGGGCAAGGACCUGAAGGAGGAGAGGUUGUAGAGCAGCCAGAUGGACGGACUUGGCAUUUGAGGGCUCCCAGAGCUCUGGCGCAGGCUUGCAAUUAUUAUUAUGGGACACAGGUGGCGCUGUGGGUUAAACCACAGAGCCAAGGACUUGCCGAUCAGAAGGUCAGCAGUUUGAAUCCCCGUGACGGGGUGAGCUCCUGUUGCUCGGUCCCUGCUCCUGCCAACCUAGCAGUUCGAAAGCACGUCAAAGUGCAAGUAGAUAAAUAGGUACCACUCCGGCGGGAAGGUAAACGGCGUUUCCUUGCACUGCUCUGGUUCGCCAGAAGCGGCUUAGUCAUGCUGGCCACAUGACCCGGAAGCUGUAUGCCGGCUCCCUCGGCCAAGAAAGCGAGAUGAGUGCCGCAACCCCAGAGUCGGUCACAACAGGACCUAAUGGUCAGGGGUCCCUUUACCUUUACCUAUUUAUACCUCGCCCAUCUGGCUGAGUUUCCCCAGCCACUCUGGGCGACUUCCAAUCGAAUGUUAAAAACAACACAGCAUUAAAUAUUAAAAACCUCCCUAAACAGGGCUGCCUUCAGAUGUCUUUUAAAGAUAAGAUAGCUGCUUAUUUCUUUCACAUCUGAAGGGAGGGUGUUCCACAGGGCGGGCACCACCACCGAGAACGACCUCUGUCUGGUUCCCUGUAACCUCACUUCUCGCAAUGAGGGAACCACCAGAAGGCCCUCGGAGCUGGACCUCAUUGUCUGGGCUGAACGAUGGGGGUGGAGAUGUUCCUUCAGGUAUACAGGACCGAGGCCGUUUAGGGCUUUAAAGGUCAGCGAUGGGCUGCGGGGUGCCCUGGGCCUCUUUGCCACGGCAGUUUGGGUUUGUCUGUUUCCUUCUCAGCUGUGCCACGCUCGGUCUCUGAAGCGCCCAGACCAAGAGCUGGCUGUGAUCCACGUUUCCUUGGCCGCCACGUUUGGAGACCUGAAGGACCAUGCCCAGGCCAUAAAGCACUACCAGGCCGAACUGGCCCUGCGGAAGGGGAACCCCCUGGAGGUAAGGGCGGCAGGCUAGGAGCAGGGAUGGGAUAGGGCCAAGCGAGGCAGUUCAGGACUUCUGCUACUUGGAUGCCAAGCAAACAUUCCCUGCUCCUGAUCUGUGCCAACUGGGCAUUGUAGGAACAGCUGUAUAGAAACUGGCACCUGAAUUUUUGACUUUCAUUUUUCCUCUUCCCUUCCUGUCCCUUUCUCCUUGCGUGUCGUGUGAGGGUUUUUUUAAAAAAAGAUUGUAAGCCUGUGGGUAGGGGCUAAUUUGUUUCGAUGGUGUGUGCGCUGUGGGUUAAACCACAGAGCCUAGGACUUACUGAUCAGAAGGUCAGCAGUUCGAAUCCCCGUGACGGGAUGAGCUCCCGUUGCUCGGUCCCUGCUCCUGCCAACCUAGCAGUUCGAAAGCACAUCAAAGUGCAAGUAGAUCAAUAGGUACCGCUCUGGUGUGAAGGUAAAUGGUGUUUCCGUGCGCUGCUCUGGUUCACCAGAAGCGGCUUAGUCCUGCUGGCCACAUGACCUGGAAGCUGUACGCCGGCUCCCUCGGCCAAUAAAGCGAGAUGAGCGCUGCAACCCCAGAGUCGGCCACGACUGGACCUAAUGGUCAGGGGUCCCUUUACCUUUACUUUAAGCUGCUCUGGGAGCCUUUGUGGCUGAAGAGUGGGGUACAAAUGCUCCAAAAUAAAUAGAUAAACAUGCUGAACUGGUGGGCAGAUAAGCCAGACGGCUCCUGGAACUCAGCUUGCUCUUUCCAUGGCCAGGAGGGAAAGACGUGGCUGAACAUCGCCCUUUCCAAGGAGGAGGCCAAAGAGAGCUAUGAAGAGCUGCAGAGAUGUUUCCAGACGGCUCUCUCCUACGCAGAGGAGGCCUGCGACGCCAAGCUGCAGGUGAGGCCGGCAGUGGGGUUUGGAUGACGCCACAAUACUAAAGGUAUUAGCGUGGAUGCUUCGUAGUAUUCAUACACCGAGUUGUAAUAGCAUCCACGCAACAACUAUCUGAUAAACCAGUAGUUUAUCAAAUCCUGCAACGUGGCAAGGACGAUUUUGCCACGCAUCCCCAUCCAAUCAGAAACCUGGGAAUGCAGGAGAGUGCUGGCGUUCCCAUCACAACUUUGUGUAAGGUAGCAUCAUAAAAUGAGGCUCAGCCAUAUGAUUCAAGAGGCACUGGGUCAGCCUAAAAGUUUUCGCGUAAAUUGAGGCAAUACUUAUUUAUUUAUUUAGCUUAGCCUAUGUUUCCAAUGUGGUUUGUGGACGGAUUUAAGUAGAUGUCACUGUACAAAAGUAAAACACCAAUGGUAGCAAGACAAGAAACAAUUUCCAGUGAGAAGAUUACAAGGGUGAGGAUCACCCUUGUAUUUACCCGGCUUUUUAAUUGCACUUCAAGCUAAUCUUGGGUGUCUACGGCCUAGCAUAGUUUAAUCUUUUAAACCAUUUAUGCUAGUAAAGAGGGGGGAAUUGGCAAUUUUUUAAAAUGCUCGUCAUUUAUUUUAAAUACUACAUACUGUAUUAUUUUUAAAAAAUAGUUUCUUGUUUAUAAGCUACCCAGAGAAUAUUUAUUGCUUAUUGCUAUCUAAAUUUUGUGCUUUUUAUGCUGUAUCUUUAUGUUGUGAACCGUCCUGAAAUCUACAGAUGAAGGGCGGUAUACAAAUUUAAUAAUAAUGAUUAUUAUUAAUAGUAUUAAAUCAUAGGCCAGGAGGAGAGUGACAGAUCUGAUUCCACAGGGCAGCAAUUCAGUUUUCUGCAGAAUGGGCCACUGGUGCCUAUGAGAAGGAAACAAUCUCACUGUUUAGCUCUGGUCUCGUUGUCAGGAGCCUUCAGUGUGCAAGCCUAGUUAGGUCCCAAUUUGACCUAUGAGACCGUUUCCUCCUAAAUCUCACUCACCUGCUUUCCCCUGAAGCUAGCUCCCCUGUCUCACACCUGAUGUGAUAUGUCAACAAACAGGAGGGAGCCUUAAAGUGUGUUCCCAAUUGUUCUUGGGGAAAGUAGAGUCCUGUGUUCAGUUCUGGGCAGCCUAUUUUGAGAAGGAUGUUGAUAAGCUGGAAGGUGUGCAGAGGAGGGAGACCAAGAUGGUCAAGGGUCUGGGAACCAAGCCUGAUGAGGAACGGUUGAAGGAGCUGGGGAUGUUUAGCCUAGAAAAGAGGAGAAGGAGAGGAGAUAGGAGAGCCAUCUUCAAAUAUCUGAGGGUCUGCCACACGGAUGGUAGAGCAAGCUUAUUUUCUCAUGCUCUGGAGAGUAGGACAUGAACCAAUGGAUUCAAAUGAUAAAGGAGAUUCAGACCAACCAUUAGGAAGAACUUUUUGAUGGUAGCAGCUGUUUGACAGCAGAAUGGACACCCCUGGUAGUUGGUAGACCUUCAUUGGCUGUUUUUAAGAAGAGGUUUCAUGGCCAUCUGUCAAGGUUUCUUGAGCUGAGAUUCCUUAAUAAUAAUAAUAAUAAUAAUUUAUUUAUACCCCGCCCAUCUGGCUGGGCUUCCCCAGCCACUAUGGGAGGCUUCCAGCAAAAUAUUAAAACACAAUAAUUAAUCAAACAUUAAAAGCUUCUCUAAACAGGGCUGCCUUCAGAUGUCUUCUAAAAGUCUGGUAGUUGUUGUUCUCUUUGACAUCUGGUGGGAGGGCGUUCCACAGGGCGGGAGCCACUACCGAGAAGGCCCUCUGGUUCCCUGUGACUUGGCUUCUCGCAGGGAGGGAACCGCCAGAAGGCCCUCGGCACUGGACCUCAGUGUCCAGGCUGAACGAUGGGGGUGGAGAAGCUCCUUCAGAUAUACAGGACCGAGGCUGUUUAGGGCUUUAAAGGUCAGCACCAACACUUUGAAUUGUGCUCGGAAAUGUACUGGGAGCCAGUGUAGGUCUUUCAAGACUGCUGUUAUAUGGUCUCGGCGGCUGCUCCCAGUCCCCAGUCUAGCUGCCACGUUCUGGAUUAGUUGCAGUUUCCGGUUGUUGCGUUUGCAAAGUAAAGGAAGGAUUGAACUCUGAUUAAUAAGAAUACACACAGAGGCUUGAACCAGCAAGACUCUGGGAAGGGUGCGUAUAAUCGUGUCUCUCUGUGCUUGUCCGAUCUGCAGCCCCCUGGCCCAGGCCGUUUUUAUUCACAAAAAAGCUUUUUACAGAGCGUUCAAAAGAACCAAUCAGAUUUCUUCUGAGCAUUUCCACAAACCCACGUGGGGAGAAAGUGAAUCUAUAAACACUAGUUAUCCAUGCAUACUUUUGGGGUAAAUGAAUGAAUACUACAAAGGAGCGAAUACAGCAACCCCGGAGGUAAUAAACAAUCAGUACACAUGAUAAGAAGGAUGGCCAGGAGGACCAGAUCACUACCACCUUCAUGUGAGAUCUGUUUCCUGGCUCCAAGGUUAACAUCUUAAGAUUAUAUAUAAGAAAACUACAUCAAAGUAACUUGCCUACUAUCUUUAUGGCCCAGGAAGCCUGCCUGGUGAAGCAACUGCUGUGUACACUGUGUACAUGAUGUGAGGAGAGAGAAAUGAACAGUAGGGUCAAAAGGGCCAGAGAUGCAGAGGUGUAGAUUGAUCAAAAAUCAUAUCAAAAUAGUUUAAACCCAGUCAACGCAAUGCUUUCAUUGCUGACACAGAUGGCUUACUCUAUAUCUGUUAUAAUUCCUCAUAGCAAUCCCACCUGAUCACUACAUCUCUGGAUAUUUGCACUCCUACACCGGUCACGUUCAAAGGUAGCCCCACUUAGAGCGCAUGGCAAUAGUCCAAGCGGGAGAUAGCCAGAGCAUGCACCACUCUGGUGAGACAGUCUGUGGGCAGGGAGGGUAGGCACUGCAGGUAGGCAUUGCAGAGGGUUGGACUAGAUGACCCUAAGGGUCCCUUCCAGCUGUAAAUUUGAUUUCUAUACUGACUCUCCACUGCCUCAAAGAGAGUCCAUGAGGGCUGGUUAGAAAUAGACUGACUUCAAGAAACAUCAGCAAGCCUGGACACAAACAUUUGAAUGCCUGUCGUUGCUUCUUACCCUGAAAACUAAAAGUGAGCUUAGAGGCCAGAUCAAACUCUGUUUUUAACCCCCAAACAAAUGCUUCUCAGCGCCAGGUCCUGCGGCACUUCCACGCCUGCCAGCAGAGGUGCGGGCGCCCCGAGGCAUCAAGCACGCAAGCCAGGCUGCAGGAGCUCUGUGGCUCCCGGGGCUGGCGCUCGAAUGGGGAGAUCAGUGAGGAAGAGGAUGAAGAGGAGGAAGCCCAGGGCAGUGAGCCCUUGGAAGAGAGCGACCUGGAGAUCUCCGAUAGCGGUGAGAGACGGGGAGAUCGUGGGAGCAAAGGGCGCUUCCUGGGAGGGAGUGGGGACAAGGCUUGGGGUUGCCCACAUGGCUGAUGGGAGAAUAAUAAUAAGUUAUUAUUUGUACCCUGCCCAUCUGGCUGGGCUUCCCCAGCCACUCUGGGCGGCUUCCAACAAAGAUUAAAAAUACAGUCAUACCUUGGGUUAAAGUUGCUUCAGGUUGAGCGUUUUCGGGUUGCGCUCCGCGGUGACCUGGAAGUAACACAACGUAUUACUUCCUGAUUUCACUGCCCGCGCAUGCGCAGAUGCUCAAAAUGACAUCACGCGCAUGCACAGAAGCAGCAAAUUGCGACGUGCAGAUGUGGGUUGCGUUCGCUUCAGGAUGUGAACGGGGCUCCGGAACGGAUCCCAUUCACAUCCCGAGGUACCACUGUACAUUAAAAUGUCACACGUUAAAAACUUCCCUGAACAGGGCUGCCUUCAGAUGUCUUCUAAAAGUCUUGUAGUUGUUGUUCUCUUUGACAUCUGGCGGGAGGGUGUUCCACAGGGCGGGUGCCACCACCGAGAAGGCCCUCUGCCUGGUUCCCUGUAACUUGGCUUCUCGCAGGGAGGGAACGAUGGGGGUGGAGACGCUCCUUCAGCUAUACUGGGAGAAGGAGGCUUAUGGGUGAUGCUUACAUUUCUCUCCCUCGAAGAGCCCCAGAGAAGUUCGGGGCGGGUGUGUCGGGCCUCUCUGCUCCCAGCCUGCCUUCCUCAGAGCACAGGGUCUGGAGAAGGAGCCCCAGCUGAGCACUGUUACUUUCUGUUAGGUUGCAAGCAGGGUGGAGCUACGGGGGGAAUGUCGUGCGUUGGUUACAGUGUUGGACUCUGGCUUGUGAGACUGGGGUUCAAAUCCCCGCUCAGCCACGGAACUGGGUGACCUCGUGCCAGUCCCUGCCUGUCAACCGAACCUACCUCACAGAGUUGUUGCGAGGAGAAAACGGGGGCGGGGGAGAGAACCAUGUGUUGCUCCUUGGUGGGAAGGGUGGUCUAUAAAUACAGUGGUACCUCGGGUUAGGGAUACAGUUGGCGCUGUGGGUUAAACCACAGAGCCUAGGGCUUGCCGAUCGGAAGGUCGGUCGUUUGAAUCCCCGUGACAGAGUGAGCUCCCGUUGCUCGGUCCCUAAUCCUGCCCACCUAGCAGUUCGAAAGCAUGUCAAGUGCAAGUAGAUAAAUAGGUACCGCUCCAGCGGGAAGGUAAACGGCGUUUCCGUGCGCUGCUCUGGUUCGCCAGAAGCGGCUUUGUCAUGCUGGCCACACGACCCGGAAGCUGUACGCCGGCUCCCUCGGCCAAUAAAGUGAGAUGAGCACCGCAACCCCAGAGUCGGUCAUGACUGGACCUAAUGGUCAGGGGUACCUUUACCUUGGGUUAUGUUACCUUCGGGUAACGUAAUUUUGGGUUGCGAAUGCGGCAAACCCGGAAGUAUAUGCUUCCGGGUUUCGUCGUGCGUGCAUGCGCAGAAGCACUCUAUUAUGCCACGCAUGUGCGCAGAAGCGGUGCCUCUGGUUACAGACUUUUCGGGGUAAGUACGGACCCCCGGGACGAAUUAAGUUCGUAUUUGGAGGGUCCACUCUACAGUCAACAGUCAUUCUCUCUCCUAAACCUAUGCCUUGAAUGGGGAAGGACUUAAGGCAAAUGGAUGGAAGUACUUGGCACAUGUGUCACAGCCUGUGGAACUCAUUGCCAGUGGACUGGCUUGUUAAAAGUUUUGUGUGUGUGUGAAAUGGAUAGACUUGUUGCUGGUAGCUAUGAUAGGCUGGGGUAGGGGACCUUUUGUCUCCUGGCUGUCUAGGGCAAACAGGAGAUUGGCGUUGCUUUGGGGAUGUACAUUUCUUGGUGGACGGCAUGGUUUGCUUCAGAGACGGUGACUCUGGGACUCUCCCCUCUCUUCCAGGCGGAGAGGACGACCUGGAGGGCUACAACAAGACGGUCCCUGGACGGCGAAGGCUCAACAAGGUAUACCAGGGCACCAGUCCACUCGGCUCCAUGGGGCCAGCUAACUCUGAUGCCCAGAGGUCAGGGCAUAGGUGAACUGUGGCGCUCGCUCCCACAGAAGACAGGGGUGGCCACCAACUUGGGUGGGUUUUAAAAGAGGAUUGGACCAUUUCCUGGGGGAGGAGAGAGCUGGCCAUGGCCAGGGGCCUCUGCCCUGCCUCCAGAGUUGGAAGAAGCGAUGCUGCUGCUUGCCAGUUGCUGGACAUCUACCAUAUUUUUCGCUCCAUAAGACGCACCUAGUUUUUAGAGGAGGAGAACAAGAAAAAAAAUAUUCUGAACCCAACAGUGGAUGUAUGAUUUUUGUGGUUCAUGCUGUGGCCUCAGACAUGUGAUUUGACGGUGAGUUUGGGGCAGCCCAAUGCAAAAUUCCUGAGGAUCCAUGUGGAUCUGUGCUUUGUAACCAUGUUUUUGCCCCAUUGCGGCCCCAUGAAACAGUGAGUGCGUGAUUUUUUGGGUGCAGGCUGUAGCCAUGGACAUGCUAUGUGAUCUGAUGGUGAAUUUGGGGUGACACAAUGCAAAAAUCCUGAGGAUAUAUGGGCUUUUACCUCCCCACUCCCAGGCAGCCUCCUUUAUCGCUAGUGUCCCUUAUCUCCCUCCCGAUCGCUUUGCUGAUCAGCUGCUCAGGGGCUUUGUUUCAACGCCCCCUUCCCUCUUUCUUAAAAUAAAAGCACAAUCUGCUUUUCUACCCUGGGAAAUUCGGCUCCAGGGACCACACAUUCGCUCCAUAAGACGCACAGACAUUUCCCCUUACUUUUUAGGAGGAAAAAAGUGCGUCUAAUGGAGCGAAAAAUACGGUAAAUCUAAUAUAAUCAAUUGCACGGAUGUCUGUUACUUUUUAUUAGAAGCUACUGCUAUUAUCGGCUGUAAUUUUUUUUUGCAAUUGUUAGGUUUUUUUAAAAAAAUAGUUUUAAAUGUUGUAAUUUUAAAUUGUUGUAACCCACCCGGGGACCCCAGGUUGAAUGGCAUAUAAUAAAUAACAAUCAUAAUCAUAAAAGAGAAUAUUUCAGGGCAGUAAGCUGGAAGCAGGCCUUUUUGCCAUUGCCUCUUCCCUGUGGGAUUCCUUUCCCUCUUGCCUUACCUGAAGCAUCAUCCAUCAGUUGCUUCAGACAUCUUGUGAAGACGCCUCUUUUUGCUUUCCCUGAUCCCCUAAAAUCGAAGCCUGUUGUUAUGGGAUUCUUGUUUUUAUAAUCCUGUUUCACCAGAUACUGUGUACCUGCUUUCAUCAUUUUUGCAUGCCGCUUAGAGAUUUUUAAAUAUGAAGAGGUUUAGAAAUGCUUAGGAAUCAGCAAGUGAAUAAACUAAGCAGGUGAUCCUCCCGAGGGGAUUGGUGUCAGCAAGCCAGUCAUCGGAAAUAUUAGAAUACUUGUCUCCUGCCCAUCUGACUGUGUUGCCCCAGCAAAAUAUAAAAACACAGUCAGACGUACAUCUUCUCCCUUUGACUUCACUGUCUUGGAAAUUGGGGUGGGUAGUUGGGGGAAAGUUACUGAUUUCAUUAUUAUUAUUAUUAUUAUUAUUAUUACCCUCCCAUCUGGCUGGGUUUCCCCAGCCACUCUGGGCGGCUCCCAACAGAAUAUUAAAAUCACAACAAAACAUCAAACAUUAAAAACUUCCCUGAACCUUCAGAUGUCUUCUAAAAGUCAGAUAGUUGUUUAUUUCCUUGACAUCUGGUGGGAGGGCGUUCCACAGGGCGGGCGCCACCACCAAGAAGGCCCUCUGCCUGGUUCCCUGUAACCUCACUUCUCGCAGGGAGGGAACCGCCAGAAGGGCCUCAGAGCUGGACCUCAGUGUCCGGGCUGGACAACGGGGGUGGAGACGCUCCUUCAGGUCUACUCCUUCAGGUAUUCCUCUGUUGCAUUUCCCUCUACCCAGUGGAACCAGCGGAACGAGCGUGGGGAGACUUUGCUGCACCGCGCCUGCAUAGACGGGAACCUGCGCCAGGUGCAGUUCUGUGUGAAGAAGGUGAGCUGCUGGACAUUAAAAUAAAGGGGAAGCGGGCAGGGACUGCGGUGGUGCUGUGUGGGAUAGUGCACACCCCAGAAAUGAUUUCUUUCAGCUUCUGCCUUCUGGAAGAAGGUACAGCGUUAUAAACACUAGGACUAGCCGCCUGAGAAACAGUUUCUAUCCAAAUGUGAUUUUGGUUUUAAACGCAGUGUAAGGUAGUGAGCUCCCGUUGCUCGGUCCCAGCUCCUGCCAACCUAGCAGUUCGAAAGUAUGUCAAAGUGCAAGUAGAUAAAUAGGUACCGCUCCGGCGGGAUGGUAAACGGCGUUUCCGUGCACUGCUCUGGUUCGCCAGAAGCGGCUUAGUCAUGCUGGCCACAUGACCCAGAAACUGUACGCCGGCUCCCUCCGCCAGUAAAGUGAGAUGAGCGCUGCAACCCCAGAGUUGGUCACAACUGGACCUAAUGGUCAGGGGUCCCUUUACCUUUAAGUUAGUCUCUGGGGGUGUAUAUUGUAUUUAAUUAUGGGGUAUCAGAGUUUUUAGGGGGCUAACCAGGCUGGGAUAGCUGGGUUAGUAGGCUGGGAUAGCUGGGUUAGUAGGCUUGAUGGUUUUUGAAUGUCUGGUGUAGAUUUUCUCAGUUUCGUCGUUCUGUAUGGGACAAUGACAAUAAAGAUUAUCGUAUCGUAUUGGGAUGCCUUCGGACAGAAUCAGGGCAAGCUCUUGUGAUCUUCUGGUCCCUGCCACUAGCUUUCCCCAGAUCCUGGCUCAGGCCCAUGGGGUUCGGCUUCUUUGUCUGUAGAAACUACUUCCCCCUCUUUCCCUGAUGGCUGGUUUUGUCACAUGGGGCAUGGGAGGCUCCCCACCCCUAUUUGGAGAUAGGGAAGUGGGGAGCAGGUGCCAGGUGCGAUGAGAAGGACGAGGCCCCAGCCAACUUCUGACCCCCUGAGCAUCCGUACGUUUCUCCGCUCUGCCUCAGGGUCACCCUCUCAACCCUCGGGAUUACUGCGGCUGGACCCCUCUGCACGAGGCUUGCAACCACGGCCAUCUGGGUAAGUGCUGGGACAGGGGAAGGGGCUUCCUGGGGGGCCUGAAAGUGGGUGCUCUGUGCCCGGGAACAUUCCCCCUUGACAGCAGAGUUGGGGCUGCGCUGGACGUGACCGUCCCCCUCGCCUCUUCCUCCAGAGAUCGUGCGUUUUCUUCUGGACCACAAUGCCGCCAUUGACGACCCGGGGGGGCCUGGAUGUGAGGGCAUCACCCCCUUGCACGACGCCCUCAACUGCGGCCACUUCGACGUGGCUGAGCUCCUGAUCCACAGGGGGGCGUCCGUGGUGCAGCGGAAUGCCAAGGUGAGGCACCGGGGCUGGGACGGGGCGAGAGUUGCUGCUGGGGAGCAAGGCAGUUUAUUCAUUGCAUGUAUACCCAUCACUAACCACUGCGCCACACUGCCUCUCUUCCUUUUUUAAAAAAAUAAAUCUGUAUUAGUUUAAAAUACAAUCAUACAGUAAAGGUAAGUAUAACAAAAUUAAUCACAAAAAAGAAAAAAAGGGAUUCGUCACCUCAAAAAGGUCGAAAAAAGGUGUAAAAGUGACAAAAAAAGACAAUUAAAAGAACCACAGAAAACUUUAUUGGAUAAGACAUGAUGUUGUAUAAAUAUGUGGUUCACACUGCCUCUCUUCCAGCGAUGCACAAAGGGAACUGCAGCCCCUCCUCCUGGUAUUGUUUGGGGUGGGGCUCCAGCCCUUUCCUACUGGUGUUGUGGUUUCUGCCUUCAAGGUCUAGGGAGGGGGGGCAGCAUUUGACAAAUCCCAAGUUUUGAAAUUGUGGGCAUUGCCUUCUCAGGAAGGCCUACUGAACAGGCUCCCUGAGCUGCUUCCAUCCCUCCCUCCUCUGCUUUUGUUCCUGCUCCUCCUCCUCCCCACUUCAUUAUCUCCUUGUGGAGCUGUCUUCAGGGGAUCCUCAAUUCUUGUGGGGGUCAGGGAAUCGAGGGCCCAAAGGCCCAAGUUGUAGACUACAACUCCCAGCAGCACCAGCACCAGGUUGGGGGGCGCAGGGUUAACCUGAAGUGCAAAGCCUAUUAUUAUUAUCUAUUGAAUUUAUAUACCACCCUACUCCCGGAGGUCUCAGGGCAGUUCACAGAAAAGAUCACAAUAUAUAUAAUCAGAAUAAAACCAACAACCAAUAACACACCCCCCCCAAAAAAACCCCACAUUUUAAAAGGAUGUAAAUUGGAUCAACCAAAGGCCUGGUUAAAAGUUAGCCUGGUGCCUAAAGGUGUAUAAUGAAGGCGCCAGGCAAACUUCUCUGGGGAGAGCAUUCCACAGAUGGGGAGCCACUGCAGAGAAGGCCCUGCUCUCGUGUUGCCACCCUCCGGACCUCUCAAGGAGGAGGCACACAAAGAAGGGCCUCAGAAGAUGAUCUAAAGGUCUGAGUAGGUUCAUAUGGGAAGAGGCGGUCCUUGAGGUAUUGCGGUCCUGAGCCAUUUAAGGCUUUAUAGGUCAAAACUAGCACUUUGAAUUGAGCCCAGAAACUAAUUGGUAGCCAGUGCAGUCGGACCAGGUUCGGUGUAAGAUGCUCAAACCGUCUUUCUCCAGUGAGCUACCUGGCCGCUGAAUUCUGCACCAGCUGAAGUUUCCGAACUGUCUUCAGAGGCAGCCCUACGUAGAACGCAUUGCAGUAAUCUAACCUUGAGGUCACCAGAGCAUAGACAACAGUAGUUAGGCUAUCCCUGUCCAGAUAGGGGCGUAGCUGGGCCACCAGCCAAAGCUGAUGGAAGGCACUCCGGGCCACUGAGGCCACCUGAGCCUUGAGCGACAGUAAAGGAUCCAGGAGGACCCCCAAGCUACGAAAAUCUCCUUCAGAGGAAGUGUGCAGACCCACGUUUCUAACAGGCCCCUGCCUCCUCACAGCUCCCCCUUCCCCUUGGCUUAGGGACAGUGGCCUUGCAUUGGCCGCUUGGCAUCCUGGCAGCUUCAGGGUCUGCUCCCACUACAGGGAAGGGGGUGGCAAGCCCACCAGGAUUCUUGGGUGCAGCCCAGAGGCGGCAAGAAGUUUCUGGCUGGGCUCCUGUUUCUGUUGGGGCCAACCCUCCCUGUGUCUCUGUUGUCAGGGCCUGACCCCGCUGGGCACUCUCCAGGCAUGGGUGCAUCUCUACGGCAGGGACCUGGACCGAGAGACACGCCAGCGCUGCCAGGCCAUGGAGGGGCUGCUCAAGAGAGCCCUGGCAGACCGAGGUGAGUCUGCGCUUCGUUCCUGGGGCUCAAGGGGUGUGUGGCCUGCUCCUGGGGACACCCUCAAGGGGCCAUUUGCAUAAUAAUAAUAAUUUAUUAUUUCUACCCCGCCCAUUUGGCUGGGUUUCCCCAGCCACUCUGGGUGGCUUCCAACAGAAUAUUAAAAUACAAUAGUCUAUUAAACAUUAAAAGCUUCCCUAAACAGUGCUGCCUUCAGAUGUCUUCUAAAAGUCUGGUAGUUAUUUUUCUCUUUGACAUCUGGUGGGAGGGCGUUCCACAGGGCGGGAGCCACCACCGAGAAGGCCCUCUGCCUGGUUCCCUGUAACCUCACUUCUCGCAGGGAGGGAACUGCCAGAAGGUGCUCGGAGCUGGACCUCAGUGUCCGGGCUGAAUGAUGGGGGUGGAGACGCUCCUUCAGGUAUACUGGACCGAGGCCAGUCUGCUUUAUUGGGAAUUCUCACCCAGCCGAGUCUUCCUUUGUUCUGGUGGAAAGCCUUAAAGCUGUUGUGUUUUUAGCAGGCCAAUGUCUUUGAUGCUUCAAGUUCAUGAGAAUGAACAUUGGAGGAGAGCUCUGGGUCCCUUCCUUAUCCUGCCCAGAUUCUGUCUCCCUGCUCUGCUCAGAACAGCACCCUGUUCCAGAUUGAAAGGGACUGGGGGACCCACGAUCUCUGUCUCCUUUGUUGCUGUGCCUGGAGCCAAGCCUUGCUUUUGGGUUCUUUGGGGCUGAGUGGGCAAGGAGAAAUAUUUUUUUAAAAAAAUAUAUUUAUUUAUUUGGUUUUUCAAAUUAAAGUUUUUCAGAAAUAUACCAAACAUAAAUCAUAAAAGCAAGAUUCCAAUGAAUCUCCUGGACUUCAUCCUCCCCUUUGUGGGUCCUAUGAUUAAUCAUUUCCUCCUGCAUCUUUUAUGAUAAUCCAAAUAUUUUACGUCUCUGUUGUGUCCAGAAUUCACCCUUAAACUACAAGUCAUAUUCCAAUCCUAACAAUUUUAACUGAAUCCAAUGGUUUUUAAGGUAAGUUAUAAAUUUCCCCCAUUCCUUAUUAAAAUUUCGGCCUUCCUGAUUUUCUGACUCUUCUGGUCAUUUCAACUAUUUCAGCAUAGUCCAUCAACUUCAAUGAGAAAUUUUGGGAAUAUUAUCUGAAACAAUUCCUAGUAAAAAUUCUUCGGGUUUCUUGCUAAAUGUAGUUUUUAUCAGUCUCUUUAUCUCUUCAUAAAUCAUAUUCCAAAAUCUCUAGACAGGACCACCACAAAGGGUAGUGUGUUCCUAUCUGUUCCUUACAUCUCCAGCACUUGUUAUUAUAUGAUUGAUUUAUUUUUGCUAGUUUUACAGGGGUCAAGUACCAUCUAUAGUACAUUUUCAUAAGAUUUUCCCUUAUAAGGGAGUGAACUUGACGCCUUUGCUUUUGCCCCUCCAGGCUCCAAGGCUCAGCCUCCCCAAGAGCCGCCGGCCAGCCAGCUGUUUGACGCAGAGCUCUCCGAGUCCCCGCAAGCCCCCUGCCCUCUGGAUCCUGCCCCAAAGUCCCCCAGUCCCCGGAGGAGCUGGAGGGAGCCCGAGGAGGACGACGCCAUCAGUCCCUUGAGGCCGGUCAAGAAGAGGCAGCGGCUCUUUGGCCAGGACCCAGAGAGGGAGGCCAGGCUAGCAGCCCCGGCCGAAUACCGGGCUGCCAUUCGCGGGGUGGGCAGAGCCAAGCCCUGCCCUAUGCCCAGCCCUGAGCGCCCCAAGUCUUCCGCUGGGCCUGCCCUGAUCCCCCCAGAGGAGUACGUAGGAGAUGACUGGCUGGAAGACGACCUGGGGCAGAAUCUUGCCUCCCGCAAAAGGAGCCGCCAGAGCCCAGAAAGCGAGUCUGGGACCGAGUCGGAGGAGAGCCUGGGGGGCGAGAGUGACGGGGGCUUUCCCCGCCAGCCCCCCGAGGCCACCAAGAAGAGGAGAAGGAGGGUCCGGCAGAGUCGCCUCACCCAUAUUGUCAACAGGACUCCGCUGGGACGACUCCGAGGGGCCGGCCUGGUGGCAGCGGAGAACCCAGAGGGUGCGGCAGAUCCCAGCAUCCUCCAGGGGGCAGGAGGCAGCAGCCACGUCAAUGGGGGGACCCCUGGGCGUGGGGAGAGCCCCCCCUCGGCACCAGCACAUGUGAGUUUCCAGGGUUUGGGGAGAGAAGGGGGUCUGGCUUGGUUCCUUUCUGGCAGACGCUCUUUUUGCUGUGGCACUGUGAGAAGCUGGCUGGCUUCCCUGGGCCUUGAGAGGCCAGCACUCCUCUGGGAUUGGGGCCAUCCUAUAUGUUUUUAGCUGCCGCUAUAUCUGAAUUGUCUCUGUUAUACCCAGUUGCAGUUUAAUGUAUUCCUGCUGUGUUUUAUGAUUUUCCUGAUACUGUAAGUGAGCCAGAACUGGUCUGUGACCGUAAUAAUAAAAUUCAUUCGUCCUCACCCUAUUUCUCCUCCCCUGUUCUCUGCAGGUCCCUGCUCCCCCACCUCCGAUCCGGGUGCGAGUUCGGGUGCAAGACAACGUCUUCCUCAUCCCCGUGCCCCACAGGUGAGAGAACUGGGGCUUCCUCAGCCCCUUUGCCCUUUCCUCCCUCACUGAGCUGCCUCAUCGGAGCUCUGGGUCUAAGCCAGACCUUGUCUUUGUAGAGGCAGCUUCAAAACUCUCCACAUAAGCACCGUGGGAAGCGUCCAGUGCCGGAUUUACGUAUAAGCUAAACAAGCUGUAGCUUAGGGCCCCAUUCUCUUGGGGGACCCCAAAAAAAUUAAAUGAAAAAAUUAAUAAUAAUACUAAUAUACUUUUUCUUAAUUGUACAGUGGACGCUCAGGUUGCGAAUGUGAUCCGUGCGGGAUGCACGUUCGCAACUUGCAGCGUUCACAACCCGCAUCUGUUCACAUGAGGGUUGCGAUUGGCGCUUCUGCGCCCGCGGAAAGCGCGAUUUAGCACUUCUGCGCAUGCGCGACCGCUGAAACCCGGAAGUAACCCGUUCUGGUACUUCUGGAUUUCGGAGGUCCGCAACCCUAAAAAACGCAACCUGAAGCGGCUGUAACCCGAAGUAUGACUGUAUUUCAGUUCAACAACUACUUUAAUAAAAGACAUGUUUUGUGAUGCGCAAAUGGCUUUAGAUACCUAUUAGGUCCAUAAAUAUAGCAUAUAUUCAAUACAAAAAAUAGUGACAAUUUGUUGUUGACACAGGACAGCUGACAUAUAAAGGACCCCAUUACCUUCAGCAGCUGAGGGCAUCAUCAAACCUCAAUCCGGCCCUGGAAACACCUGUAAUUGGGGAGGCAGGGGGUGGGAUAUUUCUGCUGUCCUCAAACCACCCCCAAAUAAUAUUUCCCUCUGCACUGUUUGGAUGAGAGCUGCGUGGCAGGAGACUGAAUCCUUGCCGGAGGUGGGGCAUUUCAGAGCCCCCCACUGCAUGCCCCCUGGAAUAUAGGGAAGGGGGGGUGUCUUCCUACUGCAGCCCCUCUCCUCCUUCCUUGCAGUGAGAGUCGCCCUGUGUCCUGGCUGGCGGAUCAGGCCUCCCAGCGCUACUACCAGACCUGCGGGCUCCUGCCACGCCUGACCCUGAAGAAGGAGGGGGCCCUCCUUGCCCCCCAGGACUGCAUCGUGGAUGUUUUGCAGAGCAACGAAGAGGUGAGCGGUCGCUGCCAGCUGAGGGAGAAAUUGGCAGCGCUUCUCCCCAUAGCCCCAUUCCUCAGCUGCUGGCAGGGGAGUCUGUCUGGGGGGUGACGGGGGAGCAGACCACCCGUUUUGCAUGUCCUCAGUUUAAUCGUCCACGGAGGAUGAGGGGAGACUUCUGCCAGGAAUCCUGGGGAGCAGCUGCUUGUCAGUGUGGGCAGCACUGAAGUGCAUGGCCCAGUGGUCGGACUUUGCAGGAUCCAGAUUCCUGUGCUCUUCUUAAGGGCUGUUUUGAGGCGUUUGUAGGUUCUGAUGGCAAGGAAGCAGGUUAAUAUCUCCCCUGAGAAACUGAGAUAUGAAAACUAGGAGCUAAAUGGCACCUUAAACCGAGGUUACGGGCACAACCAUGGAAUGUUUGGAAAACGUUUAUUGAAUAUAUGGGGAAUAAUUGGGUACAGCUGAAAACAUUGGCAGCACUGAGAUACAUUCAAUAGUGUAAAUAAGUUUUGAUGGAUGUAAUAAUGCAAUACUGAAUCGUAUAGUUUUUGUAAAAAUAUGCAGGGAUUUAUGAUAUGCAAAAUGAACCGCUGGAAAGAGAAGAAGGGAAGUCAUUGAUACCUUAAGGAUGUAUAAAUGAGCACUUUAAAUUGUAAAAUAUAAAAUUAUAUAUAUAUAUGUGUGUGUGUGUAUAUAUAUAUAUAUAUAUAUAUAUAUAUAUAUAUAUAUAUGGGGGAUGUGGGUGGUGCUGUGGUCUAAACCACAGAGCCUAGGGCUUGCCGAUCAGAAGGUUGGCUGUUCAAAUCCCCGUGACAGGGUGAGCUCUCGUUGCUCGGUCCCUGCUCCUGCCAACCCAGCAGUUCGAAAGCACGUCAAAGUGCAAGUAGAUAAAGAGGUACCUCUCUGGCGGGAAGGUAAACGGCGUUUCCGUGCGCUGCUCUGGUUCUCCAGAAGCGGCUUUGUCAUGCUGGCCACAUGACCCGGAAGCUGUACGCCGAGGGAGCGAGAUGAGUGCCGCAACCCCAGAGUCGUCCGCGAGGUAAAGGGGUAAAGGGGUCCCUUUACCUUUAUAUAUAUAAAAAUAAAAGGAAAGGUGUUCCCAUUGGAGUUCCACCUUCCUUGGGCCCCAGCUGACCCCCCUGCUGACCUCUCUCUCUCUCCCCCUGGCAGGUCUUGGCCGAAGUGCAGUCCUGGGACCUGCCGCCCCUUGUGGAGAGAUACCGCAAGGCCUGCCAGAGCCUGGCUGUGGGUAAGCCCAAGUUCCCCUGCGGAGGGGCCUGGUGUCUCUGAGCCCCCCUGCGUCCUUCAGAGCUUGCCUCUCUUGGCAGAUGGGUUCCCAGGGGAGGGGUGUCCUCAGGAGGCUGCGGGCAUCUUGCUGGUGCUUCUCUGCCCCAGUUCAGAUGCAGCGCCUUCUGUCCUGUUGGGCUCAGAGAAGGGGCUUCUUCCCAAAGGGGUUUCAAAGAGGAACCUUCCCCUUUUCCGCAAGCCAGUUGCUGUGACGGCUAUGCUGGCUUUUCCACAGAAUUGUAGCGUUGGAAGGGACCCCCAAGGGUCAUCUAGUCCAACCCCCUGCAAGGCAGGAAUCUUUUGCCCAGCAUGGGGCUCGAAUCCAUGACCUGCAGAUUAAGAGUCUCAUGCUUUACCCACUGAGCUAUUCUGCAUCUUGGUUUAUCUGUAAAAAUAUCUGCAUACUGCUAUAUCGUUUUUUUAAAAAAACCCUAUCAAAGCCGCUUAUAGCAAUAGAAGCAUAAAACCAUACACUGAAUUGAAUUGAAUUGCAUUUUAUUAUUACGGUCACAGACCAGUUCUGAACCAUACAUUAAAACCAUAAAGAAAUCAGACGUCGGUUAACCAUUGUGAAAGGCUGCAUUCUGAAUUGCCUACACAGGCCUGGCAGAAUAGAAAUGAUUUCAGCAGGCCUGCCAAAUGUCUAGUGGCAGUGAGUUCCGCAGGACUGGCCCAAUGACACUGAAGGCUUGGUUUGUGAGUCUUUUGCCUUGACUGAAGCCUGGUGCCCUGUCUCUCUCUCUCUCUCUCUCCCCCCGGCUGGCAGGGGAGCACCGAUUACUCCUGCAGCUGCUGGAGUGCCAGGAAUCGGGUCCGUCCUUCAACGUCCCGGGCAUGGCCCUGCGCCGCCUCCACCUGACGCCUCUCCUCCGUGCCCUCAAGCUGCAGACCUCCAUCCGGCGCCUGUGCCUCCCCGGGGCAGGCCUGGGCGACGACUCGGCGGAAGAGCUGCUGGCCACCGUCGCCACCAUCCCCGGCCUGGAGGCGCUGGACCUCUCGGCCAACCGGCUGGGCCCCCAGGGGCUGCGCAGGCUGACCGAAGGAGUUACCGGCUCCAUCACUUUCCAGGUACGGGCGGCAGAGGAGCUGCUCUGGAGGGAAGCGGGAGAGUGCAAUAAUAAUAAUAAUAAUAAUAAUUUAUUAUUUAUACAGUCGUACCUUGGUUCUCGAACAGAAUGUAUUCCGGGAGUCCGUUUGACUUCCGGAACCGUUUGAAAACCAAGGUGUGGCUUCUGAUUGGAGCCUCCUGCAGCCAAUUGGACGUUCAGCUUCUGGAAAAAGUGCAGGAACACUCACUUCCUGGUUUCAAUUGUUCAGAAGCAUUUGAGAUCCAAGGGACAACUGUAUUAUUAUUAUUAUUAUUAUUAUUAUUGCUAUUGUUGUUGCUAUUUUAAAAAUAGGAAGCUGAGAUUCAUGCAGACCUUUCAGGCCCUAUGUGAGACAUCCCAUCUCGGGGUUCUGACUCCUUCUUUCUGCCCUCAAUCUGAUGACAAGUGGCUUGUAUUUUAACAAUACAAUACAACAGGUUAUUGUAUUUUUCUAUUCUCUUGGAAGCCGCCCAGAGUGGCUGGAGAAAUCCAGCCAGAUGGGCGGGGUAUAAAGAAUAAAUUAUUAUUAUUAUUAUUAUUAUUAUUAUUAUUAUAAGCCCUCCCUCUGCCACCAUCUCACUCGAACCCACACCCCUUGUUGUUUCAGAACCUGGAAGAGCUGGACCUCAGCCUGAACCCCUUGGGGGACGGCAGCACCCAGCCCCUUGCCUCCCUGGUCCAGGCCUGCCCGGUCCUGAGCACACUCCGACUGCAAGCCUGCGGCUUCACCACCGCCUUCCUGCAGCACUACCACCUCCUGCUGGCCAGUGCCCUGAAAGGUGAGAGGAGCAGGAAAGAGCAUCGGCUGUCAGCAGGGAUCAGGUCCAGUAGAGCUAGAUUUCGUAGAACAGUCAGGUUUGAAGGGACCACAAGGGGGAUCAGGAUGAGUUAAGCAAGUCUGAUCUGCCUUGGCUUUGCACAGUUAAUUCUGUUGGCCUAUAGGAUGUAGCCCUUAAGAGUGUUGGACUCUUUUCAUAAUAAUUUUUAUUUGGUUUUACAAAUAUUAAUUCAUAGCAAUCCAAAUUGAAUAAUAAUACAGUGGUGCCUCGCAAGACGAAAUUAAUCCGUUCCGCAAGUCUCUUCGUCUAGCGGUUUCUUCGUCUUGCGAAGCAACCCUAUUAGCGGCUUAGCAGAUUAGCGCUAUUAGCGGUUUAGCGGCUAUUAAAGGCUUAGCGGCUAAAAGGCUAUUAGCGGCUUAGCGGCUUAGAAAAAGGGGGGGGGAGCGAAAAAAAUCUCAAGACUCGCAAGACAUUUUCGUCUUGCGAAGCAAGCCCAUAGGGAAAUUCGUCCUGCGAAGCAACUCAAAAACGGAAAACCCUUUCGUCUAGUGGGUUUUCCGUCUUGCGAGGCAUUCGUCUUGCGGGGCACCACUGUAAUAAUAAUAAUAAUAAUAAUUUUAUUUAUAUCCCGCCCUCCCCAGCCGAAGCCGGGCUCAGAGCGGCCAACAACAGUAAAAGUAAACACAGCAUUCUAAAAUCAAUUCAUUCUAAAAUCAAUUCAGAAUCAAAUUAAUGGCAACCAUUGGGCUAGAGUUCUAUGAGGAUUUCUACAGAUCUCUGGACUUCCCACCUUCCCCUCCUUGGGUCCUAUUGUACACCUUUUUUAACUGCAUAUUUCCCCACAAUCCACAUUUUAUAUCUUUCCGUCUUGUCCAUAAUAUUUGUUACAUUACAAGUGUUAUAAAAAUCCUGCUAGUGCUUUCAUCUGUUUAUCUCCUAGAUAAAUUAUAAAAUUUCCCCAUUCUUCAUUGAAGUUCAGGUCUCCUUGGUUCCUGAGUCUUCCAGUCGGUUUGCAAUUUCAGCAUAAUCCAACAGCUUAAUUUGACCAUUCCUCUCUGCUAGGGACUCUUAACUUUUGGGAGAGCAGGGUGCAAAUCCCCACUUGGCCAUCAAGCUCACCUGGUACCCUGAGCCCUGGGGCAUUCAUGAUCUCUUAGCCCUGGUCUACUUCGCAGGGUUGUUGUGAGGCUGAAAUGGAGGUGUGGGCAGGGAAUCACGUAUGCUGCUUUGAGCACCUUCGAGAAAAAAGUGGGAUGUAAAUGCAAAAAUAAAUAAUAAAUAAAUAUUGGAGAUGGAGGGGCAGACAGAUUUGCUGGGAACUGAACAUUACACUUACCCAAACAAAAUGAUGCACACACACACACACACACACACACACACACACGGGUGUCCCACAAGAUGUGGCUCAGAGCCUUUUUGUGCUUGAAGGCCUUUGCAGCCCUUAUUUUAUUUUUGAUGAGCUGGUCACCUUACCAAUUAUUUGUAUUUUUCUUUUUUAAGCGCUUUAUGUUUUACUGUAUUUUUCGCUCCAUAAGACGCACUGUUUCCCCCCUAAAAAGUAAGGGGAAAUGUGUGUGUGUCUUAUGGAGCGAAUGCAGGCGGGAGCCUCUCUCUUUAAAGAGCUGCGCCGAGCGUUUGUGCGGCUCUUGCUGGCUUUUCCGCGAGGUGGGAGAAGGGGCUGACGGGUUGCCCUCCAUCCCUUCUCCCACCUCCCGGAAAAGCGAGCGGGGCUCUGUGUAAGGGCUCCCUUCCGUCCCUCAUCCCGCUUUGCUGGGAAGCCAGCAGAACAAGAGCCACUGCGCAGCUGUCACUCUUGCUCUGCCGGCUUCACAGUGAAGCGGGAGGAGGGAAGCAAGCAAAGCGAGAGCUGCUUACAUGCUCUGCGCAGAAUAUGUUUUUUUCUUGCUUUCCCCCUCUAAAAACGAGGUGCGUGUUAUGGUCAGGUGCGUCUUAGGGAGCAAAAAAUACAAUACCAUUGUACAGCAGUCGGAAUAUUCUGUGAAAUGCUAGGAUGGAAACGCUUCUAUACAUAAGCAAACUGUGCUCAGCUGAUUUGUGUGAGGGCAUUCCUGAGUGUCUCUCUUCUGGGGACAGAACGUGACAAGGUGUGGUGUUUGUCUGUCGAAAUGAAGCCGCUGUGUCAAUGCGGACGCUUUUCUUCCUGCGGCCCUUGGAGGUUCCUGUUCCCUCCCACUUCACUUCCUUGUGGUCCCUGCAUCACGGGGCAUCGGACCAGAUGGCCACACUGGUCCCUUCCACCUGUAUUGCUUUCUCCGACUUCUGCCAACUCCUCCUGCGCUCUCUUCCCUCAGGAGCUGUGCACCUCAGGCGGCUGACCGUCUCCCACAACGCCCUGGGCUCCUCUGCCCUGGAGCUGCUCCUGAAGAGCCUGCCUUCCCAGAAUCUCACCCACCUGGACAUCAGCUCCGUGGGCGCCAGGCCAGGGGACCAGCAGCCUUUGCAGGACGCUGUGGCCAGGUACCUGGCGCAGGUACGGUUGACCGGGUGCCAGCAGGGAGGCGAGCGUCCUGGGGGACCUCAGGCCUUCAGCCCAGCCAGCUGACCCCUUGUGCUCUGGUGAAAGACAGGGGAGGAGGAAGGCCUGGCUCAUGGGUAGGCAAACUAUGGCCCGGGGGCCGGAUCUGGCCCAAUCGCCUUCUAAAUCCGGCCCACGGAUGGUCUGGAAAUCAGCAUGUUUUUACAUGAGUAGACUGUGUGCUUUUAUUUAAAAUGCACCUCUGGGUUAUUAGUGGGCCAUAGGAAUUCAUUCAUUUUCUUCUUCAAAAUAUAGUCCGGCCUACCACAUGGUCUGAGGAACAGUGGACCGGACCACGGCUGAAAAAGUUUGCUGACCCCUGGUUUAGACCAUGGGCAGGCAAACUAAGGCCCGUGGGCCAGAUCCGGCACAAUCGCCUUCUAAAUCCGGCCCACAGAUGGUCCAGGAAUCAGCAUGUUUUUACAUGAGUAGAAUGUGUGCUUUUAUUUAAAAUGCAUCUCUGGGUUAUUUGUGGGGUACAGGAAUUCGUUCAUUUAUUUAUUUUUUUCAAAAUAUAGUCCAACCCCUGAUAAGGUCUGAGGGACAGUGGACCGGCCCCCUGCUGAAAAAGUUUGCUGACCCCUGGCCUGGCUUCUCCACUGUGUGAGGAAGCGAUGGGACAUGGUCUGAGUUUCCCCACCUGACCAGGUCUUGGAGAAGAUCCAGACACUCGCACACCUUAAUUUUCCGCAUUCUGAAUCUUUGUUCUUCUCCGUACAGGAAGGCUGUGCUCUCAGCCACCUGGCUCUCUCUGGGAAUCACCUCAACGAUGACGCUGUUGCAGAGCUGGCUAGGUGGGUGGAGGGAAUGUGGGUCUUGUGCUUUUUUGAACCCUUUGGCAGGGGGUGGGUGUCUUCCACAGUGGGGAGGGUCAACCUUGGCCAUAUCUCUGGGCGUUCUUGACAGCGGCAAAGGGUUCCUCACCUCCAUUUUUGGUACUCUGAGCAAAACAUUUCCCAUGUAUGCUUUGAUUAAUUGAGGAAGCUCUCGUUUCUGACGGGAAGAGCUGUUUGACACUUUGGAAGAUGGUGGUUUUUAAAUGGCUUGGAUGGCCGGCCAUCAAGAGAUUCCUUAGCUGCGAUUCUCUGGCCCCUGGAGGUUCCAGAGUUUGGCUUCCUACUCCUCUCCCACUUUUCCUCAUAGAUAAGUGGUUCCUGCCUUGCAGGGGGUUGGACUGGAUGAGCUUUGGGGGUCCCUUCCAACUCUACAAUUCUGUAAUUUUCAGCGUAGAUGAGCAGAAUGCAACCAGAUCCAUCCAUUCCUGAUUCUGACAUUUCUUCUCUUUCUCCAGCCAUCUCCCUACCUGCCUGCCUUUAGUCUCGCUGGAUUUGUCAGCAAAUCCUGAAAUCGGCAUUGUUGGUCUUCGGACGCUGCUACUUGCCCUCGAGGAAAGGAAUCGGGGCCUCCAGUUCCUCAGCUUGGCUGGUGAGUGCUGGAGCCGUUUUUAAUCGGCCGCCCCCGACUGCCCCUCCCCUCCAGAACUGCUGAAGGGCAAUGGAUUCUGGGUGGCCCACCAGGGUUAGCCUCGGUCUGUUGUUUUGCCCGCAAUCCUGUGGUUUUCUCAUGCACCCCUCUUGACGUCAGUCCAAUAAACCAAAAGCAAAAUUUAUUUUGUCUAAAGGGAAUUAGCAUGCGGAAAACUAGGAUGUGAUCAAGGAAAAAGCAGGAGGAUCUUUGUUUUGAUGAAGGGCAGGCUAAGUAAUCUGAGCUUCACCUCAGUGCAUCCCAAAGCUAAAACUUCAGGAACCUGAGCCAUCGUUGUGGGAUGUGGCUGGACUGUUGUAGUCUGAGAGCCCAGUUUUCAAAGUAGUAAUAAUAAUAAUAAUAAUAAUAAUAAUAAUAUAUUCUUUAUACCCCACCCAUCUGGCUGAGCUUCCCCAGCCACUUUGGGCAGCUCCCAACGGAAUAUUAAAAACAUGAUAAAACAUCAAACAUUAAAAACUUCCCUAAACAGGGCCGCCUUCAGAUGUCUUCUAAAAGUCAGACAGUUGUUUAUUUCCUUGACAUCUGAUGGGAGAGCGUUCCACAGGGCAGGAGCCACCACCGAGAAGGCCCUCUGCCUGGUUCCCUGUAACCUCGCUUGUCGUAGGGGGGAAACCGCCAAAAGGCCCUCGGAGCUGGACCUCAUUGUCUGGGCUGAACGAUGGGGGUGGAGAUGCUCUUUCGGGUAUACUGGGCAGGGCCGUUUAGGGCUUUCAAGGUCAGCACCAACGCUUUGAAUUGUGCUUGGAAAGUUACUGGGAGCCCAUGUAGGUCUCUUAGUCGGGGUUAUAUGGUCUCGGCGGCCGCUCCCAGUCACCAGUCUCGCUGCCACAUUCUGGACAAAGGAGGCUCCUCCAGUUCUUCCUUCCUUCCUUCCCUAGGCUGCUCCGUGAGGGGGUCUCUGGAUAGCGUGACAUGGACAAAGCUCUCCUCGAACGUCUCUCAGCUGCACCUCUGCACUCGCCACCUGAGCAGGAGUGACCAGCGGGACGUGGCGGAGCUGUGGCGUGGCCCGCCGGGCACCUCCCUCCACUCAGUCACACGGCAUCACAAACUCUUCUGUCACUGCCUGUAG